Messenger RNA from Notolabrus celidotus (New Zealand spotty), 1015 nucleotides. It is a transcript of the gene syf2, whose product is annotated as SYF2 pre-mRNA-splicing factor. The transcript is spliced from 7 exons. Gene Ontology annotation, cellular component: catalytic step 2 spliceosome; post-mRNA release spliceosomal complex; Prp19 complex. The coding region runs from base 114 to 830 and encodes 238 amino acids. NCBI's taxonomy places the organism in Eukaryota, Metazoa, Chordata, Actinopteri, Labriformes, Labridae. The record is from RefSeq and is a predicted model, not a curated record.
GAGCAGAUGGGGGCGGUAAUGCACCAACAAGCUGGAAGAAGAAGAAGACGAAGACCCGUAUGUAAUUCGUCAUAUCCGGUAUUGACGUGUGGUUUCUUCUUGGAAUAACAACAAUGGCGUCGUGCAGUCACGAGUCUGCUCCGGCCCCCGAAGAAGAGCGGACUGAAGCUCUUCCAUCCCAGAAGAGAGAAGAGAGACUUCGAAAAUUCCGAGAGUUACAUUUCAAACGGAAUGAAGCACGUAAGCUCAAUCACCAGGAAGUUGUAGAGGAAGACAAGAGACUGAAACUUCCCACAAACUGGGAGGCGAAGAAAGCCCGUCUGGAGUGGGAACUUGCCGAAGAUGAAAAGAAGAAGGACUGUGCUUCUAGAGGGGAGGAUUAUGACAGAGUAAAACUGCUGGAAAUCACUGCUGACGAUGCAGAGCGGUGGGAAAGAAAGAAAAAGAAGAAGAACCCAGAUACAGGAUUUGCAGGUUAUGCUGAGGCUCAAUUCCGACAGUACCAGAGGCUCACCAAGCAAAUCAGACCAGAUUUGGAAGGCUAUGAGAAGCAGCGGGAAGACUGUGGUGAGGACUUCCACCCCACGUCUAAUAGCCUCAUCUAUGGCACCCAUGUUCCCACAAAGGAUGGCAUUGACCGCAUGGUGGACGAUGUUGAGAAACAGAUUGAGAAGCGAGCCAAGUACAGCCGACGCAGGGCCUACAACGACGACGCGGACAUCGACUACAUUAAUGAGAGGAAUGCCAAGUUCAACAAGAAAGCAGAGCGUUUCUAUGGCAAAUACACGGCAGAGAUCAAACAAAACUUGGAGAGAGGCACUGCUGUGUAAUUGGUCACCUUGAUAAAAAAAUAUAUUGGUUAAGUUUUGCUAUCAUUCAGGAGGCUUAGAUGCAUCCUUUUUUUGUCAGUACUUUAUGCAAAUAUGUGCUAGUGUGAAUACCAUGUGAGAUUUGAAUUGAGUGAUCUUGUUUUGUUCAGUUGGAAAUUAAAACAGGAUUGCUGUGAUUGUCUUAA